This is a messenger RNA of Mesoplodon densirostris (Blainville's beaked whale), 8058 nucleotides long. It is a transcript of the gene PRICKLE2, whose product is annotated as prickle planar cell polarity protein 2. Lineage: Eukaryota; Metazoa; Chordata; Mammalia; Artiodactyla; Ziphiidae. The transcript has 8 exons. The record is from RefSeq and is a predicted model, not a curated record. Bases 390 to 2924 code for a protein of 844 amino acids. Gene Ontology annotation, molecular function: zinc ion binding.
GUGAAGAAGGGGAGUUAAGACGAAACUGAGGUUCUCAGGAAGGCGAUCGGAUCCGAAGGGAGGGAAGAAGUCACACUUUUUCCCCUGCCUGGUGGAUCCCAAGAGGGGCUCGAUCCAGCAGUGUUCUUUCCCGUGAGCGAAUGCAGAGCAGCCCUGGCUUGAGCCUUCCUGCUGCAGGAAGGGUCCAGAUUUGGAGAAGGGUUUCCAGAAAAAGAUGCUUUGGCUGCCUACAGUCCUGCUUGCAUUCUUAGAAGCCAGACCCAGGGGAAAAGUGAACUGGGGUAAUUGACAAGCUCGGAGGGUCUGGCGGAAGCUUCCAUCCAGACUGGGAAUUUCACCCUCCCUUGAGGAAGAUCUGCCUGCACUGCAAGUGCCCUCAGGAGGAGCACAUGGUGACGGUGAUGCCCCUGGCGAUGGAGAAGACUGUCAGCAAACUCAUGUUUGACUUCCAGAGGAACUCGACCUCGGAUGACGACUCAGGCUGCGCCUUGGAGGAGUAUGCCUGGGUCCCGCCGGGGCUGAAGCCUGAACAGGUUCACCAGUACUACAGCUGUCUCCCAGAAGAGAAAGUUCCCUAUGUCAACAGUCCUGGAGAGAAACUUCGAAUCAAGCAGCUAUUACACCAGCUACCGCCACACGACAAUGAGGUUCGCUAUUGCAACUCCCUGGAUGAGGAAGAGAAGAGGGAGCUGAAGCUCUUCAGCAACCAGCGGAAACGUGAAAACCUGGGUCGUGGCAAUGUCAGGCCCUUCCCGGUCACCAUGACAGGAGCGAUCUGUGAACAGUGCGGAGGCCAGAUCAACGGCGGGGACAUUGCUGUGUUUGCAUCGCGCGCCGGACACGGUGUCUGCUGGCACCCACCCUGCUUUAUCUGCACUGUCUGCAACGAGCUCCUGGUGGAUUUGAUCUACUUUUACCAAGAUGGGAAGAUAUACUGUGGCAGGCACCAUGCGGAGUGCCUGAAGCCGCGCUGCGCAGCCUGCGACGAGAUCAUCUUUGCAGACGAAUGCACAGAAGCUGAGGGACGACACUGGCACAUGAAACACUUCUGCUGCUUCGAAUGCGAGACAGUGCUGGGUGGCCAGCGUUACAUCAUGAAGGAGGGAAGGCCCUACUGCUGCCACUGCUUCGAGUCCUUGUACGCAGAAUAUUGCGACACCUGUGCCCAGCACAUAGGAAUCGACCAAGGUCAAAUGACCUACGACGGCCAACACUGGCAUGCCACUGAGACCUGUUUCUGCUGUGCUCACUGCAAGAAGUCCCUCCUGGGGCGGCCAUUCCUCCCCAAGCAAGGCCAGAUCUUCUGCUCACGGGCCUGCAGUGCCGGGGAGGACCCCAAUGGCUCUGACUCUUCCGAUUCAGCCUUCCAGAACGCCCGGGCCAAGGAGUCCCGGCGCAGCGCCAAAAUCGGCAAGAACAAGGCCAAGACAGAGGAGCCCGUGCUGAGCCAGCACAGCCAGCUGCAGGUGAGCUCCAACCGGCUGUCGGCCGACGUGGACCCCCUGUCGCUGCAGAUGGACCUGCUCAGCCUGUCCAGCCAGACACCCAGCCUCAACCGGGACCCCAUCUGGAGGAGCCGGGACGAGCCGUACCAUUACGGGAACAAGAUGGAGCAAAACCAGUCGCAGAGCCCCUUGCAGCUUCUCAGCCAGUGCAACAUCAGAACUUCCUACAGUCCGGGAGGGCAAGGGGCCGGGGCCCAGCCCGACAUGUGGGCCAAGCACUUCAGCAACCCCAAAAGGAGCUCAUCGCUGGCCAUGAAGGGGCACGGUGGCAGCUUCAUCAAGGAAUGCCGAGAAGACUAUUACCCGGGAAGGCUGAGGUCCCAGGAGAGCUACAGUGAUAUGUCCAGCCAGAGCUUCAGUGAAAACCGAGGCAGCAUCCAAGUCCCCAAAUAUGAGGAGGAGGAGGAAGAGGAAGGGGGCCUGUCCGCUCAGCAGUGUCGGACCCGUCAUCCGAUCAGUUCACUGAAAUAUACCGAGGACGUGACGCCCACAGAGCAGACCCCGCGGGGCUCCAUGGAAUCGCUGGCCCUGUCUAACACAACAGGCCUCUCCGCGGAUGGUGGUGCCAAGCGCCAGGAGCACCUCUCCCGGUUUUCCAUGCCCGAUCUCAGCAAAGACUCUGGGAUGAACGUGUCCGAGAAGCUGAGCAACAUGGGCACGCUGAACUCGUCCAUGCAGUUCCGCAGCGCCGAGUCCGUUCGCAGCCUGCUCUCCGCCCAGCAGUACCAGGAGAUGGAGGGAAACCUCCACCCUCUCAGCAACCCCAUCAGGUACAGAGACCUGCAGGCCCACGGAAGGAUGCAUCAGAGCUUUGAUUUCGAUGGGGGGAUGGCGGGCAGCAAGCUGCCGGGGGCGGAGGGCGUGAGGAUCCAGCCCAUGAGCGAGCGCACGCGGCGGAGAGCCACUUCCCGCGAAGACAACCGCCGCUUCCGACCUCACCGGUCCCGGCGAUCCCGACGCUCUCGCUCAGACAACGCCCUCCACCUGGCCAGCGAGCGCGAGGCCAUCUCUCAGUUAAAAGAAAGGCCCCCGCUGAGAGCCAGGGAGGACUAUGAUCAGUUCAUGCGACAGCGGAGCUUCCAGGAGAGCCUGGGCCAGGGGUCCCGGAGGGACCUGUACGGCCGGUGCCCCCGGACUGUAUCGGACCUGGCUCUGCAGAACGCCUUUGGGGAGCGAUGGGGACCCUACUUCACUGAGUACGAUUGGUGUUCCACCUGCUCCUCGUCCUCGGAGUCUGACAACGAGGGCUAUUUCCUAGGAGAACCCAUCCCCCAGCCCGCCCACCUGCGAUACGUCACGAGUGAUGAGUUACUGCACAAAUACAGCUCGUACGGCCUCCCCAAGUCUUCCACGCUAGGUGGCAGGGGACAGUUGCACAGCAGGAAAAGACAAAAGAGCAAAAACUGUAUCAUUUCUUAAUCCGAUGGGGGUCAGGGGAUAGGGGAAGAUGGGAGGUAAGAAUGUAAAUUCAGAAGCUUGCACUGUUUUAAAUUUUAAAGCUCUUUGCUUUGGUGGUUCCAGGGAGAGAUGAGAAGAGCUCUCUGUUGAUGGCGGCAAGGUCACUGACUGACUCGAUAGGUAGUCACAGUUCUUGGCAUGUUGAAUAUUAUUUGCACAUUUCACUUUGGAAACGCUCUAGACUCUACGGAGGCCAGGGUUGGUCACCUCCUUCCCGUCCGUCUGUGUUGAGCUGCCACUGGCAAGAUGGCAAAAUUGUUUCCCGCUCGCUUAUAUAUAUAUAGCCUCUCUGGUUCUCUUCCUUUUAGGACCCUUUUUCCAGUACGUAAUUUGUUUAUUAGCCAGGACCCAAGACUAAGUUAUUUACAUGUCCAUUGUAAAUGAGAUGUAAAUGAGAGUUCUGAUAAAAUAUUUUUGUAUUUUGUAAUAUCAAAGGAAUUUCUAUAUCGUAGGACUCAGUGGAGCCUUGCAUGCACGUCCAGCAUUGUCUUUGAGUAGUACUCCAAGGUGGUCCAGGACCACUUUUUUUUUUUUCUUUUUUCUAUACAAAUUUGUUACAUGUCAGUGAGACCUUUUUUCAAAGGAGUUUAUUCAAUUUGGCUUUUUGUGGCUGAAAAAAAAAUCACCUAUUACACCCAAAGCAUUUGAUGCUCCAUCUCUCUUGAGGAGCCAUCCUUAAGUCCGCUCCCAGCCUCAGUAGAAUCUCUUCUCUACAAAGUGAUAGUAACUUUUUUUUUAUUUAUAAUUGCCAGCGUAACUUUUGCCAAUUAGAAAAACCAACCAGUGUCAGUCAGGUUCCGUGAGAAACGCCAUCCCUGCUGGGAACAUUGAAGUUGCUUACCAUUGAUCUAUCCCUUGGGGGAAAUAAAGUGUCUGUGAGUGGUGCGGUUUGUGUGAUGUCAGCAUGACAUUGUUUUGAAUGUGGCAUUAUUUCCUGGUGCUUGUUUCCUGGAUCGUAUUAUCCGCUUUCCUUUACCGAGGCAGACAGCUGCCUUAGCCUGACAACCGGUUGUCCUCAGCGCAAAUGAACUUCAGCUUUGGGAAUUUCGGGCCAGAAAGGUUCUGAGGGACUCUGGGAGUGAUGGUGCAUUCUAGGUCGUAGGUCAUACGUGGAGAAGGAACAGGUCAAGGGUAGAGACUGAAGGGGAAUAUGAAGGAAGGUCAGAGCAAAGAAGAACUUCUGGAAAUGAAGUAGAGGAGAGUUGACAACCAUCUCGAAUAGCCCCCAGUGCUUGUGGGAAAAAAAACCCAGUUUAAUGCGCUCCGUAACCAGAGUAUCUGGGUUACCCAGAAAGAUUGAGCUGCUCAGGAGAUUUCCGUGUUAUGGUUUUGAAAAACAAAUGUUGCUGAAAGGGGGGUUUCCAUUUUGAACUUUGGGGACCGUCAGUCAGAUAGAAGAUGGGCUCAAAAGUGAGUUUGCUUAAAGAAGACAUUUAACGGUUGUGUUGUUUAUAGUAAAAUAAAACCUCCUACCUUGCUUCAGUUAAAAGUGAAGCGCUUGCUUUUACUUCCAUUCUCCUCGUCCCCUUCGUGGAUUGUGGCAGUUGAAAUAAUCCAUCAGAGGACCCACCUUUAGUGAGGUGUACUGUCGAUGUAGUACACAGUGUAUCUCAGUGGCCAUCUGCCAUGGUGAGGCAAGUGUGGUCUCUCUUCACUACAGUAGUUAAUAUUUUCUAGUAUUUUUUUAUGGGGAGAAUGUGAAAAGUGGCUUUUUAGACACCAUCCCAAAUGGGUCUGGGGGAAGGAAGGCUGUAAAGGAUGUGAAAGUGGCACUCCAUUCAGGAUGUAUUAAAAUAAUUUGCUUUUCAGGUAUUAAUAAGACAUUUGUCAUUGUCACUGAUGUUUUAAAAAAGCAAUGCAAAUGUUGGUUGUGGCUGUUUUCCGCAUGCUUUCUUCAUAUCUAAAUGCUUCAUUAAUUAUCCAAGCCUCUGGAGAAUUAACUCUAUUACGUUUGUAUAGUGAGUUUGUAAACUGCUUGGCAAACUGAUUAAGAAAUAAUGUACACCACCACGCUACCAGCGUGGCAGGUUUCUGGUAGAAACCGGGCGAGUCCAAUUUGGAGUUCUAAGUUGCUGGAUUGAUGAGAAUAGAAAGGCAUUUUGGAAAAAGAAGAGAGAGAAAAGAGUAGAUCCUUUAACUUAGUAAAUAACUGAAAAUAAUGUCUGUCCUCUGUGGCCUGGAAUCCAAGGAAAGAAAUUCUCCUAGUGAAUGUUGCUUUCUAACUCUUCCUUUUUAGAGUACCUCUUACAUUUCCCAGAUGAGGCUUUAACCACCGUCAGCAGAAAGAAGAAGGUGGCCUAGAAACUGACACCUAAUUAGUGCCCAGAGGGAGAGAGGAAUAAGCAAUUUCAGAUCUAGCUGCCCAAGGAGCAUCCAUCAGCUGAACUGGUCAGAGCUGGAGGCGUGUUGAGAUGCAAGCCUCAGGGUCAGACGGUCUGUAAGCAAGAUCACCUCCAUCUGGUCUAUCACUGCCAAUGUCUCCUUCCCACCCCACAUGCAGCCAGGCACCUUAUGGAGAAUGCCGAUGGAGGACAGGUAAAUUCUCACAAUGAGGAUGGAACCUGCAAGUAUAUGCCUUAGAGAGAGCAGGAUAUCAUUAUAUUGGGAGUUCCUCCUUUUAGUGAUAACUUACACGUAACAUCCCAGAAUCCCAUUCCCUAAAAUUCAACGCAUUCAUUUCCGAGGCAAUAUCUGAGGGUCCUUGCCUGAUCUUCACCAGGAGCUCUUCUUGGUCAAGUUUCACCUGUGGGUGAGGCUCGCACUCACCUCUUCUUAGAUCAUCAUUUCAUCUUUAAUAAGCUGUUUUUAGAAAAGUACAACAGUUUAUUUUCUUUGCUAAUGCCUUGGGUUUUGUUUUGUUUUGUUUUGUUUUGUUUUCCUACCUCUCCUCAUAUUGAUCUUCUUAUCUUUUGGAUAAAACCCCACUUUAGCGUUCAUUUCAUUUCCUGUUGCUGCUCAAUUCAGUGGCAACAGAACUGGCCCUUUCCCAAGCAGAAGUCAGUGACAGUUUCCUGAAUGGCCCUGCCAAUGCAUAUAUUGAUAUGCAUUGAUAUUACGAGCAAGUUUGUUAGCAGGCUGGUGGCAUUCAGGUACUCUUCCAUCUGUCAUAGAAUUCUGGGAUGUCUACCAAGUGUGACGGUAAAUGAGGUCAGGGAAACCAGAACCAUACUUCCCAUUUUGCAGGUGUUCAAGGGGGGAAAUUUUUUAGUGUUGGUUGUUUGACCCCCUCUUUUCAUAUUCACCUUCUGUUCUCUAGUCCUUUCCACCCUCAGCCAGCCCCGUGAACAAGCAAUUUUGCGUUUCUCACAUGCGACCUGAGGACAGCUCUUUCUCAUUCUCUUUUCCCAUUCUGUAGGGUGUUUCUUCAAUACACCAAGAUUAUAUUUCUCUCUCCUGCAGCAGCUCUCUGCUUCUUGGGUACCACCAGCCAUUGUUGAGUUCAGGUGGGGCCAGUAAUACCACGUAUGUAGCAUGUGCUCUGCCAUCCCUUCAACCUGGGCAGAUAUAACCAAGGUACCACUGUAUACUUUCCCAGAGAGCAUGGCUGCAGCCUCAGAAAUCUUCGCAGCUCUCCAACCAUCCAGGACUAGUUGAUCAGAACUGAUUUUAUUUGUCUGAUAACGAAUCUUAUUUGUGAACUGAUUCUUAUUUGUCUUUCUACCUUGGGCUCUUUUGCCAUUGGCCCAAAACAGUACACCAGCCAUUUAGGAAGCAUCAUCCAUAAAUAAUUGUGAGACUCCAGUUUCUAUGCCCCCGUAUUGCAGAUGCUAAAGGAGGCUGACUUCUUUAGGCUAAAUGAAGACAACUCUCUUGGGCCUCCUUUUCCAUUCUCGUGUUCUUGGUCCUAUCACAGAGGUCAGAUAAGAGUUCGUCCUAUUCUUUGUCUAAUCCCACCUUCUAACAGGAAAGAACACAAAAAUUUAAAUUCCGAGGAGAAGUGCUCUUUGCGUAUUUCUCUCUAACAGAAACCAGAUGCUAAUGCAUAAGAAGGAGAAUCUAUGACAAAGGAACGUGAACCAUGGCAUCAGUCAUCUGAGGAUUUCAUGCCAGAAGGGCUGCUAUUAGCACUGUUUAGCACCUUCAGGGCUUUGAAAAGGGCUCUGCGACAGCAUUCCAGGUACAGGACACAGCCAAGCCUCCUCUGCAUAUUUGGAAGGCAGUUCCAGAUGGCCGCCUUUUGAGGUGCGUUUCUUAAAGCGCAAGAGAAGUGGAAAUGAAGAGAGUUUUGCCUAGCCUCCAGUGACCCGUCCCUCUGGGGCCUCAGCAGACACCAGAGCCUGUUCGUCUGACCCCUCGGAAGCAGUCAUCAAGGUUAGGAUCAAAAAAGGAUUUCAGUCUUUUUCCAUUUUCUCAUAGUAGGAGCCCCUUCAACCCAAGACUCCCAUAAAAUAUAAUGUACUGUUGGGAGCUAUACUGUUUUAUAAGCUUACUUCCUGCUGACAAAACUAGCUUUCCCCAACAGGAAUAAAAAGGCGGGGUGGGGGGAAGUCACGUAGUGUUAGAAAACAUUUCUGUGAUUUAGAUACGAUGACUCUGUAGAAAAAAAAAAAAAAAAGCCUUGUUCUAGCCUGAGAGUUUUCUGAGACAUCCCUCACCCUACUGAGUAUUUGGCCAUUGAUGUGCUCUAGGUCACUGACCAAGCUUUGCUAAAUUUUUCAGAGAGUGUUAGUCAGACCUCUCUAGUUAAUGUCCAUGUUUUUCCAUAAAGCAUUUUGGUUCUAUCAUGGACCCUAACUUCACAUGCUGAGACCUAUGGGUCCUCCUUAUUCCAUAGUAAAUUAGGACUUUGGCAGUUUUCCCGCUCCUAAACACAUUCUUUCCUGUACAGGAUCACUUUGUCCAUCUCCUGCUUUAAUUCCAAGUACGUAAACAAAACCUCAAAGGGCCUGAGAAGGUAAGGCAUGCCAGAGUCUGUGUUGUGUGUCGGGUGUCAAGCUCUUUGUUAAGAAGGUCUGCAGUAGACCUUUGGUGUGGGCUCUGCCAGAGACUGUCGUGAACACUUUGCUUGAGAUCUGUGCCCUGUAAAAUGGAUAUGAUGUUUUACUGAUGUCUGUAAUACAUUUGUAAACUUCCAAUAAAAUUUGAAUAAAAGAAA